UCCCGGCAUGCCGCGCGCUGCUGACAGCCUUAUAAAUAGUCGCCUUUGCAGGCGGCCCGGCAGGACGGGUAGGGCACGCACUGGCCCCGGAGCCCACUCGCACCCCUCCCCCAGAGCGCUGACUCGGCUCCCCGGACCGCGGCAGGAUGGAAGAGAAGCUGAAGAAAAGCAAGAUCAUCUUUGUGGUGGGCGGGCCCGGCUCGGGGAAGGGCACCCAGUGUGAGAAGAUUGUCCAGAAGUACGGCUACACCCACCUCUCCACCGGGGACCUCCUGCGGGCCGAGGUCAGCUCGGGCUCGGCCAGGGGCAAGAUGCUGUCGGAAAUCAUGGAGAAGGGGCAGCUGGUGCCACUGGAGACAGUGUUGGACAUGCUCCGAGACGCCAUGGUGGCCAAAGUAGAUACUUCCAAAGGCUUCCUGAUCGACGGCUACCCCCGGGAGGUGAAGCAGGGGGAAGAGUUUGAGCGGAAGAUCGGACAGCCCACACUGCUGCUGUAUGUGGACGCGGGCCCUGAGACCAUGACCAAGCGGCUCCUGAAGCGCGGAGAGACCAGUGGGCGCGUGGACGACAACGAAGAGACCAUCAAGAAGCGGCUGGAGACCUACUACAAGGCCACAGAGCCCGUCAUUGCCUUCUACGAGAAACGUGGCAUCGUUCGCAAGGUCAAUGCCGAAGGCUCCGUGGACGAUGUCUUCUCGCAGGUGUGCACCCACUUGGACACCCUCAAGUAGCCAAGCUGGAGCCCCUUCCCCUGCUCAGAGCCCCGCCCUGCCCUCAUCCUGACUGGGCCCUCCCGGCCUGCGCUCAGCGCCGCCGCCCUGCCCGGCUGGAGCACAGGCAGAGGAAGCCACUUUAUCCUGUUUUCAUGGACAGCCGAACACUAAAGGAAUUUCCAAGGACAUUCGAUUUUACUCCUGUUUCUUUGCUUCCAUCAAGCUUCCAUCACGGGGUAUGGCCACCCCUGCCUUGGGGCUCCAGCCCCUCACCCUCCCGUUCCUCCUCGGGGGCCCUCAGCCCACCUCAGCCAGAGCCUCCCUCCUAGCUCAGCGUGCCAGGCCCUGGGCUGUGCCAGGCCUGGGGAUGCUGGGUGACCUGGGCGAAAUCCUGGCUCUUGGGGACUUGUGGCUGGGCAGAGCUGGGCCCUGGCCUGGGCUCCACUGCAUCCUUGCUGCAUGGCCUUGGCCCUGACCCCGCAUCUCUCUCUGAGUUUGCUCUCUGGCCCUAGCCCCCGUCGAGCACUGGGCUGUGGCAGGCAGCAUUGUCAUGGGCUGUGGGGGCUUCCUGGGCAGUGGAGUCGGCACCCAUCAGCUGAGUGGGCAGUGAAUUGCUUCCUUGGUGCAAGAAGCUCUGAGGGUCUGGAAGGUGCAUGGGGCUUGAAAGCGGCAUCAUGGUCAGAGGUGCCUCCCAAUGUGUGACCCUGGACAGGUCACAACGGGCCCUUCCCAAGCCCAUUCCCAAAUCUACACUAGGCUCCUCCCCCACGCCUGCCCCCAAAGUUAGGACGAGAACACACUGAGCUGGGGGGGGUGUUGUCAGUUACCACGGCCUGUGGGAUGAGAGACCAAGCAGCCUUGGCCGGGGGGCGGGGGGGGGGGGCAGUGGCGGAGGUGCUUUGCUUUGGGGUGGGUGCUCGAGAAUCCCGGGAAGAACCAUCUUGCCUCUUCUCUUUCACUCUCGGACCUCAUCAUGGAGAAAGUUUCCAUUGGUGCUCACGUGUCCCUAACCCCUGUCCCAAGCCCAGCUGGCUCCCUUUGAAGCCAAGAGGGCCUUCAGCGGGCCACCCUCAGCUGAAACAAAGUCCUGUGGGGGCCGAAGGUGCCCGUUGUGUGUCCCCUUCUACUUAUGGCAGGCGUGGCUGGUGUUCCAUUUACAGCAGUUAUUUCAACUUUCCUUUGAAAUAAACAUAUUUAAGUUA
Messenger RNA from Sus scrofa (pig), 1915 nucleotides. NCBI's taxonomy places the organism in Eukaryota, Metazoa, Chordata, Mammalia, Artiodactyla, Suidae. The record is from RefSeq and is a predicted model, not a curated record.